Messenger RNA from Saccostrea cuccullata (small rock oyster), 5825 nucleotides. Its product is annotated as phospholipid-transporting ATPase ABCA3-like. The transcript has 21 exons. The annotation marks the transcript as partial. Gene Ontology annotation, molecular function: ATP binding; ABC-type transporter activity; lipid carrier activity. Gene Ontology annotation, cellular component: intracellular membrane-bounded organelle; membrane. Gene Ontology annotation, biological process: lipid transport; transmembrane transport. NCBI's taxonomy places the organism in Eukaryota, Metazoa, Mollusca, Bivalvia, Ostreida, Ostreidae. The record is from RefSeq and is a predicted model, not a curated record.
CGGAUACACAGUAAGGUCGUUUGCCAAUGAAGGUUUGCUUGAGACAUACCAGGAACUCAACAAGGACAAUGUCUGGGCCGCCGUCGUGUUCGAUACCUCUUCUAAUGACUACUCGGCCGCCAUACCAGAUCAAGUCAAGUACACCCUGAGGGUAGCGCGGGAAAACGCAGACGACAGAUGGCGCACUGACAACACGUACCCCUUCUUCAGGGUCCCUGGUUACAGAAACAACCUACAAUUUGGAGGAGAACCUAAUUAUUACAAGACCGGCUUCCUCAGCCUCCAGUAUGAAGUGGGUCGCGCCAUUAUUAACAGGAGAUCAGGGAACACCAACUUUGACAACUUGGACUUCUACAUGAAGAAGAUGCCGUACCAGGACUUCAUUAAGGACAAUCUUAUCAGCGUACUACAGAUCUGGCUCCCAUUCUUCAUCAUGCUCAGCUUCAUCAUCACCGCUCUGCAGACGACAAAAGGUGUGACGUAUGAAAAGGAAAAGAGACUGAAGGAAUCUAUGAAGCUGAUGGGUAUGAGUGAAGCCAUGUACUGGGCUGCAGUCUUCGUCAAGGCCAUGAUAUUCCUGCUCCUGGCCUCGGCAUUCUUCAUCCUCUGUAUGUUUGUGAAGGUGGGAGACAAUGGCCGUGUGUUCAACGCCUCGGAUGCUUCCCUCAUCUUUGUCUUUUUCAUAAUUUAUGACAUUUCUCUCAUCACCUUCUGUAUAAUGGUCAGCACUUUUUUCAGUAAAGCUAACACCUCGGCCUACGCAGGUGGUCUUUUGUAUUUUGGAUUCUUUUUUCCGUGGUUCUUCUUAAACACAGAAUACGAAACUAUGACUACAGGAGCAAAAGUUGCCUCCUGUCUUCCCUUUAAUACAGCAAUGGCGAUGGGAUUCAACAUCAUCGGAAUUCACGAGGGCACAGGUGAGGGCGCUCAGUGGAGUAACUUUAACAAGCCGCCCUCUGUUGACGACAAUUUCUCCCUGGGCGGAGUGAUGCUGAUGCUGAUCCUAGACAUCGUCAUACAUCUUCUUGUCACGUGGUACGUUGGAAAUGUUUUCCCGGGAGAAUUUGGAAUUCCCAGACCGUUCUACUUUCCAUUCACGCGAUCUUACUGGGGAUGUUGUGACAAAACAGAGAAAGACUUUGACAGAGACCUCCGCCAUGACACCAGUAAUCCAAAGUUCUUCGAACGCGAUCCACCAGAACUUAAGCCUGGAAUCAAAAUACUGAAACUCAGAAAGGUGUUUGGUCGAGGCAGGAAGAAGAAAGUGGCCGUGGAGGGGACGACACUGAAUAUUUAUGAGGGACAAAUCACUGCUCUAUUGGGUCACAAUGGCGCCGGCAAGACCACCACCAUGUCGAUGCUAACAGGUUUCCUACCUCCAACCAGCGGCACGGCCAAAGUCAACGGAUAUGACAUAAUGACAGACAUUGACAAGGUCCGACAGAGCAUUGGACUGUGUCCGCAGCACGACAUCUUGUUUGAGUCUAUGACGGUCGAGGAACAUCUGUAUUAUUUCUGCAAGCUGAAGGGAACUCCAGCGAAGGAUAUCACCAAUGAAGUCAGGGAAAUGAUCAAAGUUUUAGGAAUGGAGGCAAAAACACACUAUGCAGCUGGAAACCUUUCAGGUGGACAAAAACGAAAAUUGUCCGUGGGAAUCGCCAUCAUAGGUGAUUCUAAGAUAAUAAUUCUUGAUGAGCCCACAUCCGGUAUGGACCCAGCAGCACGGCGACAGACCUGGGAUAUUCUCCAGAAAUUCCGGGAGAAAAAGACCAUGGUUCUCUCAACGCACUUCAUGGACGAGGCGGACCUGCUGGGAGACAGGAUCGCCAUCAUGGCAGAGGGUGUGGUCAAGUGUUGUGGCACCUCCCAUUUCCUGAAGAAAGCAUUCGGGGCGGGGUACCAUCUGGUUAUGGUGAAAGAUAAAUCAUGUAACGUUGCUGAGGUGACAAAAUUAGUCCAGUCCCACGUUUCCUCUGCUGUACUCGAAAGUGAGAUCAGCGCCGAGUUGUCUUAUCUUCUGCCUUUCGAUCAAUCAGAAACCUUCUCUCAGCUGUUUAUGGACGUGGAGAAAAAGAAGUCUUCUCUAGGAAUCCAAAGUUUUGGGACCACGGCCACCACAAUGGAGGAAGUCUUUCUAAAAGUUGGAGAAAGUGGGCAAGAGGACGUCGAGGAAGAGGCGGAAAGACUGAAUGCGCAAGCGCACGCGAUUCAGCAAUCUCAACAAAAUCUUGCCUUUGUACAUGAAGAGGGUGAUAAAAUCCCCAUGACAGACGUCAAAGUUACGGUCAAUGGGGAGGUGAACGGGGAGGUGAAAGAGGUGAACGGGGAGGCGAAGACGAACGGUGACGUCAGCUUAUCUAAGUACACAGAGUUUAAUAAGGAGAUAAAGAAAAAUGGUGGAAUGGCGCUUACCUUUCAGCAAUUUAAGAGUAUGAUCAUCAAAAAAGCCAUACAUUCCUGGCGAAAUCGAAUCGUGACGUUUGUGCAGCUGGCACUUCCGGUCAUCUUCACCAUCCUUGCCCUCGUGAUCGAGCUGAACGCCUCAGAAUUCUCAGAGGAGCCUUCCUUGCCCCUCAAUCUGGCCAAUUUUGAGAACCCUGUGACGAUCUACAACAACCCUACCAACGAUAUUGCCGGAAAAUACAAGGACUUGUUCACGUCGACAGAGGACGCGUCCUCGGCGGCGUCAUAUGAUAGAUACGUCAUCGACAAAAUGAAAGAGGUGGGGAUGUCGGUCUACAGUAAGAGGUACAUCGUGGGUCUGGACGACAGUAAUCCUAAUACAACCACUUACUUCAAUGGCGAUCCCUUCCAUAGCCCCGCUAUAGCGCUUGCCUUCACCCUGGAUGCCAGUCUGAAACAAUAUGGAAGCAGUGCGAUGGGUAUACAGACAAAUAAUCACCCAUUCAAACGCAGCCUGGAGGACAACAGCCAGAGAGCGGCGGGAACCGCCGGCAGCGGGUUCUCUAUUGCGUUUGUCAUUCUGUUUGGUGUCUCAUUCCUGACUACAAGCUUCAUCUUGUUCCUGAUCAAGGAGCGCGUGUCUGGCGCCAAACAUCUACAAAAGGUUAGUGGUCUGAGUUCCCUGACUUACUGGCUUGCCAAUUUUGUAUGGGAUUAUAUAAACUAUCUAAUUCCCGCCAUUUUGAUGGUCGUCUGUUUCGCGGCCUUCCGACCUGACGCUUAUUUUCUGGGCGAGCCUUCCCGAAUCAGCUUGAUCCUGUUGGUCUAUGUUCUGUUUGGCUGGGCCUCCCUUCCUUAUACGUAUGUCCUCCAUUACCUGUUUAAGACCCCGGCUACGGGGAUGGUGACCAUCACAAUGUUAAACAUCCUGACAGGUCUAGCAACGACACUGGCCGUGUUUUUACUGAUGGUCCCGACCUUUGGAACACAAAACAUUGCUCUUCAGUUGGACUGGAUCUUUGCCCUUAUUUUCCCACACUAUAAUCUGGGCUCCAGCAUCAUGAACAUUUAUACCAACUACCAAUACAUAAACACAUGCGAGAGCAGUAACUACCAGCUCACGUGUCAAAUUCCUGGCCGGGAGACCGGAAGUUGUUGCAUGGAUAAAUGUGGUACCAGUUGUCUGAGAUUCGUCCUUGACUACCUCAGCAUGACCUACCCUGGGAUCGGGAAAUACGUCCUGCUGAUGGUCAUACAAGGCGCCGUCUACCUCCUCCUGGUCACGCUAGCAGAACUUAACUUCUUCUACUGGGUCAUGUAUAAAUUAAGAGGAAAACAACACACGGCCCAGGUGUUCUCCGAGGAGUCUAUGGGAAGUGACGAAACAGAGGACGAUGACGUCAAGAAUGAACGGAAAAGGAUCAACGCAACAGAAAUAUCAAAGCUACAGGAGACAGAUGCUUUGGUCCUGAAGAACCUAGCCAAAAACUACGGAAAUUUCCGAGCGGUGAAGGGGGUCAGCAUCGGUAUUCCUCGACAGGAGUGCUUUGGUUUACUUGGACAGAAUGGUGCAGGAAAAACGACUACCUUUAAGAUGAUGACCGGGGAUGAAAUUGUUACCGGCGGGAACGCCUACCUAAAUAAAUACGACGUAAAGAAUCAUAUCAAAGAGGUCCAACAGAAUCUCGGGUACUGUCCACAAUUCGACGCAUUGAUUGAUCAGAUGACCGGAAGAGAGAUCCUAUUUAUGUUUGCGCGCCUGCGCGGAGUUCAGGAGCAGUAUAUAGAUCGUGUUGUAAUGGAACUGAUCAAAGUUUUAAUGCUGGAGAAGUAUGCGGACAGACAAUGUGGAACAUACAGUGGUGGUAACAAGAGAAAACUAAGUACAGCAAUCUCCCUGAUUGGAGAUCCUCCCUUUAUAUUUCUUGACGAGCCAACCACAGGGAUGGAUCCUGGGGCACGGCGCCAAUUGUGGAAUGUUCUCUCACAGGUCCGCGAAAGUGGAAGAACUCUCAUAUUAACAUCACAUAGUAUGGAGGAAUGUGACGCCCUGUGUACACGGUUAGUCAUCAUGGUUAACGGCCAGUUUGUCUGUCUGGGGAGCCCACAACAUCUGAAGAACAAAUUCGGGAAUGGAUACACACUGAUUGUCCGACUAUCAGCAGACAAUACCGACUCCAGAGAGCUCAAGAACUUCAUAAAAGAGCGGUUCAAGGACAGCGAGAUAUUCGAUGACCAUCACGGUUAUGUCCACUUCCAGAUUCCGGACGCCACCGUGUCGCUGUCCACGGUAUUCGGUGCCAUGGAGGAGGCGAAGUCGAGGCUGGGGUUGGAGGAUUACUCCGUCCAUCAGACCACAUUAGAACAGGUGUUCCUCACCUUCACGACCAAUCAGGUCCCGCCCAAAGAGAAGAAGAAACCCAAGGGGUGCUGCGGACUGUGCACGUGCUGCUCGUGCUGUGCGUGCACAAUGUGCUGUGGUGAGGAUUGAAAGGGUGCAGUUUGAAUUCUGUUGUUGUUGUUGUUUUUAUCCUAAACCAAAGACACAAGACUAAAAAAAAGGCACCUGCAGGAAACGCAAUUCGUUUAGACAGCAUUGUUAGAUUGAACAAGAUUGUUAAUAUAGUAUGGAAUGAAUCUCACUUACCAUAACAAAGAGAAAUAUCAGAUCGUUAUGUGGAUUUCAUGCCAACCGUUAUAUUUUUGUACUUCGUCUUUUGUGUUGAUUGUUAUUUACUAAUAAACUUGAAUAAAUAUAUUUGUUGGAUAAUUGCUAACUUUAUAUUUUUCAGAAUGGAAAACAAUGGUUUAAAGAUUUGAUUGGAAUAGAUACAUAUUAAGUUAUUAAGAUGUGGCAAAAAUACAGUCUUUUUAUUUUUCAUACUAUGGGAAAAUCAGUCUUUUUGUUGUUUAGUUUAGUUCAUAGAAAUACUCACCACGGCAGAUUAGUAUAGAAUAGUCCUAUGAAAGUGCUGUUGUUAAAGCUUGUAGUCUAACCCUGUGAUAUAAUAUUUCAUUUAUAUGUGAAACACCAGGAGUAAACUGGGAUCCACUCCUUUAUAUUUUCCAGAUAUAUAUCUUAUUUAUUCUGUUUUGUGUCAGUAGCGAUACAAUUUUCUCAUGUUUGUAAAUGUACUUGGAGAUAAGAUAAUUUAGACCUUUCUUUUUAAAUCAGAUUUUAUUUUGCAUUUUCAUACAAAUGUGAUGAUUUUGUGAUUAGCACUUCUUGUUUGAUAAGGAAAAUAAUCAGUGUCAUAAUGAAGUUUAUACUGUAGAAUAAUGAGGAUAUCCAGUUUAACAUGUACAUUGGAUGACGAAAGCAUUUAUUAUUGAGUUAUCGUUCGUGACAGAUCUCCAAAUUAUCUCAGAUUUAUAUGUCUUUCUGUUUUAUGAAUUAACUUUUUUUAUGGAAAAAAUAAAUA